Molecule: messenger RNA, 989 nt
Organism: Solanum verrucosum
Lineage: Eukaryota; Viridiplantae; Streptophyta; Magnoliopsida; Solanales; Solanaceae
Product: ferritin-3, chloroplastic-like
Exons: 8
Coding region: 59-781 (240 amino acids)
Biological process (GO): iron ion transport; intracellular iron ion homeostasis
Cellular component (GO): cytoplasm
Molecular function (GO): ferric iron binding; ferrous iron binding
Source: RefSeq, a predicted model, not a curated record
CUAAUCUCAAUAUUGAAAAUUAUCAUCUUUCUUAUUAGUUUUUCUGAAUUCUGAAAUAAUGGCAGUUUCAGCUACUACUACUCUUAUGACUCCAUUGAAAACUUCAUCGUUAUCUUUUUCUUCUGUUUCAAAUGUUGCUUUUCCUAAGAAACAAUACUUUAAACUUUGUGCAACAUCUGAUGUUUCACUUACUGGUGUGGUGUUUGAGCCAUUUGAUGAAGUUCACAAGGAUGAAUUUAUGGUUCCUAUCACACCACACACUUCACUUGCUCGACAGAGGUACGCGGACGAAUGUGAAGGUGCUAUCAAUGAGCAGAUCAAUGUGGAGUACAACAUUUCGUAUGUAUACCACGCCAUGUUCGCCUACUUUGACAGGGACAACGUAGCUCUAAAAGGCCUCGCAAAAUUCUUCAAGGAGUCUAGUGAAGAAGAAAAGGAACAUGCUGAGAAGUUAAUGCAUUAUCAGAACAUCCGAGGAGGAAGAGUGAAGCUACAUUCUAUUAUGAUGCCUCCCUCUGAAUUUGAUCAUGUUGAUAAGGGAGACGCGUUGUAUGCAAUGGAACUGGCAUUGUCCUUGGAGAAGUUAACAAAGGAGAAACUUUUGACCCUGCAUAGCGUGGCUGAUCGAAACAAUGACUCCGAAAUGCAAGAUUUUGUUGAACGCGAAUUUUUGGCCGAGCAGGUUGAGGCUAUUAAGAAAAUUGCAGAAUAUGUAAGUCAGCUAAGGAGGGUUGGAAAAGGACAUGGAGUGUGGCACUUUGAUCAGAUGCUUUUACAUUAAUAUACAUAAUGGUGCAGCUUGAAGGUCCCCCAGUUCAGGCUCCUUUUAUCUUAAGAUUAUAAGUCUCUACUCUAUAUGUUGUUGUCCAAUAAUGUAAUACAUAUUUAUGUUACUUCAAAUUCAAGUCAUGUAUAGGCUUGAUCCUAGAAGAUUAAUAUGGCAGCUUGCUUUCAAGAAAUAAAAGUUGUUUGAUGAGGAAUUAAAACCA